GGAAAUUCACAAAACUUGCAAGAUACGAGCAAUGAAGUGAAUGAUCAACCUACAACCAAUGCGUCAAAAAAGAAAGCACCGCGAGCUAGCAGACACAGACACUCUGCUGACAUGACACAGCAGUCAAUAAUAGAUCCUAAUGCACCCUAUGGAUAUCCAGGUUUUGACAGUUAUUACGUGCCACCAACCCCGAUUCCCGUUCCAUAUGUUGAUUUGGAAGCGCAAUACGCUAAGUUUUCUGGUGAGGUAACUACUCGCAUAGAAGAGGUUCGAAGCCAACUAACAAAAAUUAUGUUGGAAACCAAGGAAUCUCUGUUACAAAUAAAUAAUAAUAACAAUAAAUUACAAACUGAUCCUUCAUUGAUCAACGAGAAAAAACGUGAGGAAUCAGAGUUGAAAAAAGUGGAGGCAGAGCUUCAUGAACUACUACAAGAAUUGAAAAGCGGUCAUAAAACCAUAGAAAGUUAUAAAGAUCUUUUACUACGGCAGGAAGAAUUACAGACUCGACAUUUUUCACAACAAGCUGAAGCCAAUAAUCUUAUUAAACGUCAUACUGAAAUCCAGGAGAAACAUGAAAAUUUACAAUCUAAUCUGGAUCAAAUUCAAAAAGGUAUCAGUAGUUUUGAUGAGAUCAAAUCGCAGCUUAGUGGACUAUUAAAUGAUCACAAACAACUACAAUUACGACAACAUCAGUUCGACACCGAAAUGGCAAAACAGCAUGAACUACUAUCUCGGUUGACUAAAACUGAAGCAAAAAAUGUCGACCUUGCCAAUGAGAACGCGAAACUCUCUGAAGAGAAUCGAACCAACAAAUUGAAACUUCAACAAGAAAUCGCUGAAUUAAAGAACCGUGAAGAUCAACUUUCUGCCGAACUUUCAAGGUUACAAAAAAGAGAUUCGACGACUAAUUACUCGUUGGAGAAUGAACUAAGACAGGCGUACGAGGAGAUAAAGAAUAUAAGAAACCAAUUACAAACUCAAGAAAUCGACUUUCAGUCAAUUGAGGAAAAAUGCCGUGAACUUGUUCAAGAGAAUAUGAAUUAUCAACAAAAGGAAAGAUGUUGGCAGGAAACGGAACGCAAUCAACAACAAGAACUUGGUAAUCUUCGACUUAGCCUGCGCAAAUUAGAAUUGGAUAUAGGCGAAUCACAACUCGCAUUAAGAGUAAAAGAUCGAGAAUUUAAAUCCCAGCUUGAAGACAAAGACCAAGAUUACGAGAGAAAAUUGAAUGAAUAUAAGCAAAAGCAAACUCAAUAUGAAUCGCAACUUAAAAAGAUGCAAGAUCAACAAAAAGACUGGGAAAAAGAAAUGAAUCGGACACAACAAAAGAAUCGUGAGUUACAAUCAAUUGCUGAUAGCUACCGAAACAAAGAAAGUGAACAAAUACGCGCUAAAUCCGAAGAGAUUGAAGUUCUCCUGCAAACAAAUAAAGCUUUAAAAUCGAGAGUCGAUGAGCUUGAAAAGAGUCGAAGUGAACUCAGUAAGCUACGUGUUCAAGAAAAUGAAUCGUUUCAAGGAACGAUUUCUAAGCUUCAAACUCAAAAAAAAGAUCUCGAAGAUAAGAUAACAGAAUUCAAACAUAAAUUCGAAUCUAAUCGCAUUGAAGCCAUGAGACUUCGUUCUCAAGUUGAAUGCUCGGAGCAACACAUUGAGAAGCUCGAGCGUAUGUGCCAUCGAAUGGAUGAGUUGGAGAAAAGUGCUGAAGAAGUCCUAAGUUUACGUGAUCGUCAUAAUAAACUCCAAUCGGACCUCGAUCGUACACGCACCAAAGUCCAGGAAUACGAAAAAGCUUUCAAGGAGAAGGACGAACGUAUCCACGAACUGGAGAUUCUGUGUAGCAAUGAAGAAAACGAACUCUCGAAGCAUAAAUCUGAACUCGACUCUGUGAAAAAGAAUAAUCGAGAAUUACAAGAUAAUCUUUACGCAGAGAAAGAAAAAUAUUCGGGUGAACUUCGCAGAGCCAAACAAGAAAAUGAAAAAUUACAAAAAGAAAUUGACAAGAAACUUCAAAGGGUUGAAAAUGAUCGAUCAAAAUUGCAAGAAGAGCUUGAUAAUCUUGAAAAUCGGAAAAAGGAAGAUGAAGCUGAAAUAAACAGAUUACAAAGUGAAAUUGAUGAAAUAACAAGUGAUAAAACACGUUUGGAAAGUGAAUUAAGACGAGCAGAAAGCGAAAAUAAACGUCUUCAACAACCUUCAACAAUCACUCAGCAACAUACGAAUAAUAAUAGCAAUAACUAUCCUACUUUAUUACAACAACAUGCAAACAACAAUAGUAACAGCUAUCUUCCUCCAUUUUCGCAGAAUACAAACACACAAUCCUCGAUAGCUGUUCCUUCGGCGGUCAAUAAUCAUUAUAAUACGCCAAUACCUCAAUCUCCAUUAACGGUUCAACAUAAUAAUGCUUAUUAUGCACCAAUACCUCAAUCUCCAAUAAAGGCUCAGCAUAGUAAUAAUGCUUAUUAUCCAUCAAUAUCUCAAACAAAUUCUGCACAGGCUUCUAUGUCGCAACAGCCUGUCACUAAUCAAUAUGUUUCGAACAUAUCCCAGAAAACUGCACAGCCUCCAUCUCUGACUUCUCAGCAGCCGCUCGUGAAUAAUAAUUAUAAUACCGUUGGUGGUGGUAUAUCCCAGACUAGUGUGCAAUCUCCAUCAAUGGGUUAUCCACCUUCGAAUAAUUAUAUAUCACCAUCAACAAUAUCUCAGUCAAGUGUGCAAUCUCCAUCAGUGAACUCUCUACCUUCGAGUAAUUUUAUACCAACGUCAACAAUAUCUCAGUCAAGUGUGCAAUCUCCAUCAAUGAACUCUCUACCUUUUAAUACUUAUCAUGUGCCACCAUCAACAUCUCAGUCAAGUGUGCUUUCUCCAUCACUGAAUUCUUCACAACUACCUGUGAGUAAUAAUUAUCGUAUGCCACCAGUAUCUCAGACAAUUGCUCAAUCUCCAUCAGUGAAUUCUCCUAAGACGUCUGUGAAUAAUAAUUAUCGUACAAUACCUCAAGCCAAUAAUCAAAUGUCAACCACCACUUCAGAGCAAUCCAUCAAUAUUCUACCAACAUCUCAAACCAAUUAUCAAAUGCCAACCGCCACCUCAUCCACAUCAUCUACUUCACAGCAGUCCAUCAAUGUUCCACCAACGUCUCAAACCAAUAAUCAAAUAUUAACCGCCACAUCAUCCGUUUCACAACCAUCCGUCAAUACUCCACCAAUAAACAGCUAUGAGGUUCCUCAAACCACAAAUGACGAUUUUACGUAUCAGAUCGACUCUGCAGAUUCAACAAUUGAUGACAGGCGAGUCGCACAAGAACAACUUUUUGAUGAAUCUGAGCCUCAAGUAAAAAUUCCAACCGGCUCAAAUACUAAGAGUCGAGCUAGUUCACCCACACACAGCCGAAGUAAUUCAAAACAAUUGAGUAAAAAGGAUAAAAACGCAAAUAAAAAACCGAAAAGUCGUAAAACUCAAAACUCUGAUGACGGAAAUGGAUGGUGGCGGUGGAGGCGUAAAAAGACUAAAAGGGCAGAAAUUAUUACUCCGAGGGUAAUUCCCCCUACUAGUCAGAGAUAUUUGUGUUUGUCUUUGAGUGGUGCUAUUGGUGGUGAUGUUAAAGGUUGA
Ambispora leptoticha is the source of this 3609-nucleotide messenger RNA. The record is from the annotation of a GenBank genome assembly. NCBI's taxonomy places the organism in Eukaryota, Fungi, Glomeromycota, Glomeromycetes, Archaeosporales, Ambisporaceae.